This is a messenger RNA of Cavia porcellus (domestic guinea pig), 1236 nucleotides long. It is a transcript of the gene Dcps, whose product is annotated as decapping enzyme, scavenger. The transcript has 6 exons. Bases 46 to 1059 code for a protein of 337 amino acids. The record is from RefSeq and is a predicted model, not a curated record. Gene Ontology annotation, biological process: deadenylation-dependent decapping of nuclear-transcribed mRNA. Lineage: Eukaryota; Metazoa; Chordata; Mammalia; Rodentia; Caviidae. Gene Ontology annotation, molecular function: RNA 7-methylguanosine cap binding; hydrolase activity. Gene Ontology annotation, cellular component: P-body; nucleus.
CGUCAGCGGCCCCUACGCGCAGGCGCAUAGCUCUUUCUGGGCAGCAUGGCGGAGACUGUGCCGCCUCAACCCAAGAGAAAGCGCGAACAAGAUGGGGAGGAUGUGGAAGCCCCCAGCACGGAGGAAAAGAAAGCAAGUGUUGGAAAUGGUACUUCUACCCCCGUCUGCUUACCGUUCUCUGGCUUCAGAGUGCAAAAAGUGCUGAGGGAGUCUGCGCGGGACAAAAUCAUUUUCCUACACGGGAAGGUGAAUGAGGACUCUGGGGGUGGGAAUGGAGAGGAUGCAGUUGUGAUCCUGGAGAAGACACCGUUUCAGGUGGAGCAGGUGGCCCAGCUCCUGACCGGCAGCCCUGAGCUCCAGCUGCAGCUCUCCAAUGACAUCUACAGCACCUAUCACCUCUUCCCUCCAAGGCAGCUGAGUGAGGUAAAGACGACUGUAGUAUACCCCGCCACAGAGAAGCACCUGCAGAAAUACCUGCACCAGGACCUCCACCUGAUCCGGGAGACGGGUGAGGACUACAGGAAGGUUACCUUGCCCUACUUGGAGUCCCAGAGCCUCAGCAUUCAGUGGGUGUACAACAUUCUUGACAAGAAAGCCGAAGCCGACCGGAUUGUGUAUGAGAACCCGGAUCCCUCUGAUGGCUUUGUCCUCAUCCCUGAUCUCAAGUGGAACCAACAGCAGCUGGACGACCUGUACUUGAUCGCCAUCUGCCAUCGCCGGGGAAUCCGGUCACUUCGGGACCUCACGCCAGAACACCUGCCACUGCUCAGGAAUAUCCUCCGGGAGGGGCAGGAAGCCAUCCUGCAGCGCUACCAGACCCCAGGAGACCGCCUCCGGGUGUACCUGCACUACCUGCCCUCCUACUACCACCUGCACGUGCACUUCACCGCGCUGGGCUUCGAGGCCCCUGGCUCGGGCGUGGAGCGAGCCCACCUGCUGGCCGAGGUCAUCGAGAACCUGGAGUGUGACCCCGAGCACUACCAGCGGCGCACACUCACCUUCGCCCUCAGGGCUGAGGACCCGCUGCGCAGGCUCCUGCAGGAGGCCCAGCGGCCCUGAGUGCACAGCUGCACAGCUCUGGGGCAGUGGGGCCAGGUUUUAUCUUUAAGGUAGUUUUUUUUCUUUUCCCAGAUAUUUGUAAGUGAUUUACUGAAAAACACAGAAGAGAUACAUUCUAGGAUGUCUUUAUCUGAAAUGUACUUUUUGGAAAAUUUAUAAAGAAAUAUUGACAUCAAA